AUGACAAACAAAAUUAUAGCAAAAGGAGAUACGGUAUACAUAAAAAUAUCACCAGAUAUUCACGAGAUCUCGAUGGAACAGCAAGUAUUCUUUUUGAGACUAACUGAGGGCAUUUUUGGAUACAGCGAGCAAAUUAGAAAUGAAAGACUUAGAAUUUUGGCUUCAGAUUGUAAUAUCCAGUAUUUACUUCCCUAUUUAAGUACUUUUAUAAGAGAUGGAAUCCACGCGAAUAUAGCCUAUCCCGACUUAACAUUGUUAAUAUAUUGUGUACGUAUGGUAAAGAGCCUUUUGGGUAAUCCACAUAUAAACCUAUUUCCAGUACUGCAUGAGAUCAUUCCAGCCAUUUUGUCAUGUGCGUUGGCACGGAAAAUAAGUAAAUAUUAUUACGAUAACCAUUGGACUUUACGAGAUUUUUCUGUGUUUUUAACAGCUACCAUUUGCGAAAAAUAUAAUAACCCAGUUAAUAAUAUAACAAAUAGGGUAAUAGGAAUAUAUUUAAAACCUUUAAAAAACUGCGCAAAGUAUCAUCUAACUUCUAUGUAUGGGGCCAUCAAAGGACUAGGCAGUUUGGGUGAUGAAGUAAUUAAAACUUUUUUACUUCCCCAUUUAUGCAAUAUUGGGAAAAUAUUGUUUCUUUUGUUUGAACAAUCCGCAAGUACCAUUACGCUGAAAGAAAACAACCAAGUCCUUUUGGAAGCCAAACACUUAAGAAGUGUUGUUUUAAAUGUUGUUGCUCCUGUUUUACUAAAAACUAAUAAUGUUAAUGACGGCGGUUUAAUGUAUUUGCAGCAAUUUGGGUAUAUUGGCAGAUUUCUUUACCUCGAGAAAGUAAGCGAAGUUCUUUUGGAUACAUCCAAUAUUUUGUUGGAAGUACUUCAACAGUAG
Messenger RNA from Diabrotica balteata, 885 nucleotides. The record is from the annotation of a GenBank genome assembly. Lineage: Eukaryota; Metazoa; Arthropoda; Insecta; Coleoptera; Chrysomelidae.